This is a messenger RNA of Eurypyga helias (sunbittern), 1584 nucleotides long. RefSeq names its product regulation of nuclear pre-mRNA domain-containing protein 2-like. Gene Ontology annotation, cellular component: RNA polymerase II, holoenzyme. Lineage: Eukaryota; Metazoa; Chordata; Aves; Eurypygiformes; Eurypygidae. Gene Ontology annotation, biological process: mRNA 3'-end processing. The annotation marks the transcript as partial. The record is from RefSeq and is a predicted model, not a curated record. The transcript is spliced from 3 exons. Gene Ontology annotation, molecular function: RNA polymerase II complex binding.
AACGUGGACCUGGCGAAGAUCAGCUCCAUCCUGAGCAGUUUAACUUCUGUAAUGAAAAAUACAGGUGUCAGUCCCGCCUCGAGACCUUCUCCGGGAACGCCGACGAGCCCAACAGCUCUUACGAGUGGCCUGAAGACUCCUGUCCUAGGGACUCCAUCUGCUCCAUCAAAUCCGUUAGCAAAUAUUCUCUCCAAAGUUGAAAUAACUCCGGAAAGUAUUUUGUCUGCUCUCUCCAAAACCCAGACUCAGACUGCACCAGCAUUGCAAGGUUUGUCAUCCCUGCUGCAGAGCGUCGCUGGAAAUACUGUCCCGUCCAGCGAAGCUGCGUCGCAGAGCACUUCGGCGUCGCCAGCCAACGCCACCGUUCCUUGCUUGAAGGGGAGGAAUAUGCCUUCCAGUACGCAGUCCUUUAUACCCAAAAGCUUUGGCUAUUCUCCGAACUCCUCUGCCGCUGAGGUUUCCUCAACGUCAGUCAGUAAGGCGCCCGUUGGACAUACCCCGGGGCUCUCAAGCUCCAGCUUUAAGCCGCCAACCAAUUCCCUGGGAUUUUCCAGUUCCCACCCUACCAGCCCUUCGUCCCUUUUGCCAGCAGAAACCUCGCUGGCUCAAUCCUCCGAAAUUUCAAAAGCGAAGCUGGAGUCGGAGCCUCCGUCUCCGAGCCUGGAGAUGAAGAUACACAAUUUCUUGAAGGGAAAUCCCGGCUUCAGCGGCCUCAACUUGAAUAUUCCGAUUCUCAGCAGCCUAGGGUCCAGCAUUGCAACGGAAAGUCACGCCUCUGACUUCCAGCGUGGUCCUACCAGCACUUCCAUGGACAACGUGGACGGAACGCCGGUGCGCGACGAGCGAAGCGGGACGCCCACCCAGGACGAGAUGAUGGAUAAGCCGACGUCGAGCAACGUCGACACUAUCUCCCUGCUGUCGAAAAUCAUGAGCCCCGGCUCUUCUACCCCCAGCAGCACGAGGUCACCUCUUCAGAGCCGGGACGAUGCGUAUCCCCAGGAGCUUUCCAAUUCCGUGCACGCCUACCGGCCCUUCGGCCUCGGCAGAGAGUCCCCGGCCGGCCUGUACAAGCAGUCUGCAGACAGCAUGGAGAUGCCCUCCUCCCUGCUGGACUCCUCCCAGGAGAAGUUUUACCCGGACACCUCGUUUCAAGAAGACGAGGAUUACCGCGACUUCGAUUACUCCGGCCCGCCGCCGUCGGCCAUGCUAAAUCUGGAGAAGAAGCCCGCCAAGUCCAUCUUGAAGUCGAGUAACCUCUCCGAAGCCACCGAGUACCAGCCCGUCCUGUCCAGCUACGGGCAGAGGUCGCAGGAGUUCGGCGUGAAGUCGUCCUUCCCUCAAUCCAUGAGAUCCAUUCUUGAGCAGAGCGAGAGCUGCGACCCGCUGGCGUCCUCUCCGGGGAUGUACGGGAGCUACGGCCUCCGGGGAAACGACUCCGCCUCGGACAGCUCCCCUUCGCCCAGCAAGAACGAGGUGUUUUUCACGCCGGACUCCAACCACAACAACCUGGGGAAGCCGGUGGCGCACUCGGGCCUCUCGCAGAAGCAGUACCCGGACUCGCCCCACUCCGUUCCCCACCGCUCG